UCUCACCGCCGGCCAUUUUGCGAUCAAGCGUUACCUUUCGGUGCGGUGUGACAUAGGUAUAUUGACUACUGUUUUAGCUGUAAAUUAUUAAUUCUCUGUUUUAAGUGUACGUUCACUUGUAUUUCUAAUGUUGGUGAUUAUUGAAAAGGUUUAGUUUUAAGGUGUUUUAUUUUUAAAUAACCGCCAACAUGUCAAGAUAUGGUGAUUGUAAAAUUUAUGUUGGUGAUUUGGGAAACAACGCAAGUAAACCAGAACUCGAAGACGCUUUUUCUUAUUAUGGCCCGUUAAGAAAUGUUUGGGUAGCUAGAAAUCCGCCCGGCUUCGCGUUUGUUGAAUUUGAAGAUCCGCGAGAUGCAGAAGAUGCUGUUCGUGGCUUAGAUGGGCGAACUAUUUGCGGACGCCGUGCGCGCGUUGAAAUGUCUAAUGGCGGCCGUGGCUACGGCGGACGGGGGCCUCCUCCGCGUUCUAGAGUUCCUCCUCGACCAUAUGAUGACCGUUGUUAUGAUUGUGGCGAUCGUGGACAUUUUGCACGAGAUUGCAGCCGCCGCCGUAGACGCAGCCGCUCGAGGUCCCGUCGCCGCACACGUUCACGUUCACCGAGGUCUGGGUCCCGUUCCCGCAGCCGCUCUCGUUCCCGUUCUCGCUCCCGCUCCAAGGGAAGGUCCAUGUCAAGAUCGCGGUCUCGGUCACCAUCUAAAGAUUCCAAAAAAUCGAUUUAAUUUCAUAAAACAGUCACUACAAAGAAUAAUAAUAAGACAUCAUUUUUUUUAAUAUUGUUUUUGUGGACAAUGCAAAAUACAUCAUUCCCUGUAUUAGAUUCAAGAUAAAGUACUCAUUAAAUUUUCAUUUUAUAAAA
Molecule: messenger RNA, 856 nt
Organism: Leptidea sinapis
Lineage: Eukaryota; Metazoa; Arthropoda; Insecta; Lepidoptera; Pieridae
Product: serine/arginine-rich splicing factor 7-like
Exons: 4
Coding region: 189-719 (176 amino acids)
Biological process (GO): mRNA splicing, via spliceosome
Cellular component (GO): nuclear speck
Molecular function (GO): zinc ion binding; RNA binding
Source: RefSeq, a predicted model, not a curated record